This is a messenger RNA of Capsicum annuum, 1025 nucleotides long. Its product is annotated as double-stranded RNA-binding protein 4. Bases 119 to 880 code for a protein of 253 amino acids. NCBI's taxonomy places the organism in Eukaryota, Viridiplantae, Streptophyta, Magnoliopsida, Solanales, Solanaceae. The transcript is spliced from 6 exons. The record is from RefSeq and is a predicted model, not a curated record.
AUGAUUCUCCUUCGUAUUUCCCAUGCAAAGUAAGUGUGUGUAGUUUGUACAAAGCCAUAAAGGGGCUAAUACUUCAAGACUCCAUUUUUAGUUUCUAAAAGAAUUGCAUCUUCUGCAAAUGGAGUUCUCCAAAUUUACUCCCAUUCCCCCGGCACAAGUGAUGUACAAGAAUCAACUUCAAGAGUACCUACAAAAAAAUGGCAAACAGCUCCCAACUUAUAUAACAGUUAAUGAAGGUUUCACACAUGCCCCAAAGUUCAGAACAAAGGUCUUGGUUGAUGGAUCCGAAUAUGAAUCCAAGUCGACCUAUCCAACAAAGAAACAAUCUGAGCAGGCAGCAGCAAAAUUAGCUUAUGAAAGCAUUCACAACAAUGUUGAUGCUAAUGAUUUUUCACUUAUUUACAGGGAACCCAUGUUGUGCAAAUCCAUUAUCUAUGAAUAUGCUGUCAAGAAGAAUCUGGAUAGGCCAAUAUAUAACGCUAGAUAUUCAGAAGGGCCAAGCACCGUUUAUAUUUGCCACUUGACUUUGGGAGGCAAAACUUACAAAGGUGAGUUAAGUGGGAGCAAGAAAAUGGCAAAGCAAGCAGCUGCUCGAGCCGCAAUUGAAUCACUCUUAGAAACUGAUGCAGGAACUCUUUCCCAGAUCAUCAUGUCCAAAAGCAAGUGUAAUCUUGGUAUACAAACCAAAAAGGAUACUGGCACUGGUCAGAAAAUGCCACCUGAAUGCUCCGGCAAUUUACAAGGCCAAAAAGCAAGCAUUGAGAGAGCAGUUGUUUGCUUCAACACUGAAGGCAUAGGUGGUAAUUCAGGAGGUGGACCAAAGCGUAAAACUGGAACUAACAACUGGGAAAGGAACAAAAGGAGAAAAUUCGGAAACUGAUAUUUGUACUUUAUGUCCGUCUUAUGAUCUAGGUAGAGUACAUUUGGUGACUAUUGACUCAUGAACUCUAUUUUGCAAAUAUUCGAGCAUCUCUGUAUAACUUUGAUGAUACAGUAAUUUCAUUUGCUGCUACUCUCCAUCUUAA